GAGCGAUGGCUUCAUUUGCCAUACCUAGCUCUGCCUGAGCUUGGUAUAAUUCCUUGACUUGACGCAAGGAAUGGAAUAUGCUCUGGAAGUAAGCGGGAUCAUUGAGAAUGUCUUCAAGAUCUUCGCGUCUGCAAAAGAUGAGUUAGCUAGAAAUGCAGGUUCCUGUACACACAAUACACACGUAAGGUGGGCUAGCUCGGGAAAUUCAUUCAUCAAAGGUGUCGCAGCCAUAAAUGACGGCGGAUGGUAGAUCAAGUUGUCAUCUAAAGCAAGUUGAGGACCAGUGCCGGUGAGGGUUAAUGUUCAGUCGUAUUCAGGAGGCAGUGUGCCUUUUUUUCCUUUUCCAGUUCCAUGAUGUCCAUCGUCCUUCCUGGUGAGCAAGUGCCAGCCCAGCACGUUAACCUCAAGCUUGGUCCCGGCCUUCUUCAAUUAUCGAGCGAGACACAGCAACAAGCGAAGUCAGCUCCUGUUAUUGCCACUCGUUCGGGCAUCCUCAACCACUCAGCUAACAAGAGCAAAUGGUGGGUAGAGGGCAAUUCAAGAAGAUAUGUUCCGGCGCCACAGGAAAGUGUGAUUGGCGUGGUCACUGGACGGAGUGGCGAGGGCUGGCGCGUCGACAUUGGAUCUGCGCAUCCUGCUUCACUGGAUGGCUUGGCAUUUGAAGGGGCAACCAAAAGAAACAAGCCGAGUCUAAAGGUUGGUUCACUCCUUUAUGCUCGCGUUUCAUUGGCACAUAAAGAUAUGGAGCCUGAACUCGAGUGUUUCGAUGCCCAAACUCACAAGGCUGAUGGGUUUGGUGAGCUAAAGGAUGGUUUCGUGCUUCAGUGCAGUUUACAAAUGAGCCGACUAUUACUUGACCCUAAACAUUUUCUCCUGCCAUUGCUAGGAUCGCGUUUCCCUCUGGAAGCGGCAGUGGGAAUGAACGGAAAAGUAUGGGUUAGCACGAAGGAGACAAAACAUACGAUUGCAAUUAUGCGGUGUAUUGAGGCGGUCGAUCCAGACGGCGGCGGGAUGGACGAAACUAAUGUGAAGAAGUUCCUUAGCAAAUUGGAUAUAUAAUGGCUGUACAUUUCCUCAGAUUUGAGAGAUACCUGUUGCACACACAGGUAGCAAAAGUAAA
Messenger RNA from Suillus bovinus, 1120 nucleotides. Its product is annotated as exosome complex exonuclease RRP40. Gene Ontology annotation, biological process: TRAMP-dependent tRNA surveillance pathway; exonucleolytic trimming to generate mature 3'-end of 5.8S rRNA from tricistronic rRNA transcript (SSU-rRNA, 5.8S rRNA, LSU-rRNA); poly(A)-dependent snoRNA 3'-end processing. The record is from RefSeq and is a predicted model, not a curated record. The coding region runs from base 352 to 1059 and encodes 235 amino acids. Gene Ontology annotation, molecular function: RNA binding. The transcript has 4 exons. Gene Ontology annotation, cellular component: cytoplasmic exosome (RNase complex); nuclear exosome (RNase complex). Lineage: Eukaryota; Fungi; Basidiomycota; Agaricomycetes; Boletales; Suillaceae.